This is a messenger RNA of Brienomyrus brachyistius, 2450 nucleotides long. RefSeq names its product thymus-specific serine protease. The transcript has 11 exons. The record is from RefSeq and is a predicted model, not a curated record. The coding region runs from base 169 to 1692 and encodes 507 amino acids. Gene Ontology annotation, molecular function: dipeptidyl-peptidase activity; serine-type exopeptidase activity. Gene Ontology annotation, biological process: proteolysis. Lineage: Eukaryota; Metazoa; Chordata; Actinopteri; Osteoglossiformes; Mormyridae. Gene Ontology annotation, cellular component: endosome; lysosome.
AUGAUGUUUGUUUUUUUCUUACUUUUCCAGCAUUUACAUUUAUUCGGCACCUUUUGUCCGCAGCCGGGUACAAAAGAAGCAGAUAAUACCAGCACUGCAAGCAGCAAUCUGCCACCUUUUCAAUAAUUCAUCCCAAAGAAUAGCUGAAAUAUUAGCUGCUCUCCGUCCAUGUGUUUCAUUUUUGUCAUCGUCCUCCAGUUAAAAAUAUCGCCUCCUGCAGGACAGGUUCUGAGGAAGAUAAAAGAGAACGUGUUCCGGGCACAGAACCAAAAGGCGAAGCAGCACCUGCUGCAGCUUUCGGUCACCAGGCACCAGCCCACGUACCGGGUCAAAGAAGGACGCAUCCACCAGCCGCUCGACCACUUUGACGGCCAGAGCACACAGACCAUUCCUCAGAGGUUUUUUGUCAAUGAGGAAUACUGGGGUCGUCCCAAUGGUCCGGUAUUCCUCUACAUUGGUGGAGAAGGUGCUAUCUCAGAGUUGUCCGUGCUCUAUGGCCAUCAUGUGCAGAUGGCAGAGGAGAAUGGAGCCCUGCUGGUGGCGCUAGAGCACAGAUUCUACGGGCAUAGCAUCAACCCCGACGGCCUGGACGUCGUGAACCUGAGGCACCUCUCCAGCCGUCAGGCUUUGGUGGACCUGGCGGCCUUCCACAGAUACAUCAGCGAACGCUAUGACCUGUCAUCACAGAACACCUGGAUCAGUUUUGGAGGCUCCUACGCUGGAGCUCUGUCUGCCUGGCUUUGUGGCAAGUUUCCUCACCUGGUCUAUGGUGCUGUGGCCUCCUCUGCCCCCGUCAAAGCCACGCUAGACUUCUCCAGCUACAACCAGGUAGUGGGUGAAAGUCUUACUAACGAAGCUGUUGGGGGCUCAGAUAAGUGCCUAGACACAGUAUGGGAGGCGUUUGCGGCUUUGGGAACAGCUCUCUUGGAGGGAAACGUGACAAAGGUGGGCAAAGACUUCAGCUGCUGUGAGCCGCCGGUGGAGCCGGAGGACCAGUCUGAGCUGGUUCAGAGCCUGGCCGACAUCUUCAUGGGAACUGUGCAGUACAAUGAAGAGGGAGGGCCGCUGACCAUCGCCCAGAUAUGUGACGUCCUGACCAAUAACAAUGAAGAGACUCGGCAGGGGGAGGGGCCCUACAGCAGGCUGGUCAACCUGGCAAUGAUCUAUCGCGCAGCAGUGGAGGAGCCCUGUUUGUUCAUCUCCCACAAGCAGACUGUUCUGGAGCUCCAGAACACCGACCUGAGGUCUUCCGGCUUCGGCUACCGCCAGUGGUACUACCAGACCUGCACAGAGUUCGGCUUCUUCGAGACCUGCGAGGAUGCCAGCUGUCCUUUUGCACGCAUGGUGACUCUGCAGUCCCAGAUGGAACUCUGCCCCCUGGUGUUCGGGAUACCUCAGGGCAGCCUACAGUCCCGGAUUGCUUUCACCAACCAAUUCUAUGGCGGCGAUCACCCCCAGACGCAGAGGGUGCUGUACGUCAAUGGUGACAUCGACCCAUGGCAUAAGCUCAGCGUGGUGCGCAACGGGACCAAGGAGGACAAAGACAGAGCCGUCCUCAUCGCGGGCGCUGCACACUGCGCUGACAUGAACUGCGCUGGGUCCCAGGACUCACCUGCCCUCAGAAAGGCCCGGCAGGAGAUAAAGAGGCACGUGACCCAGUGGCUGAAGAGCGCUGCAGCUCGGAGCGUGUGACACCGUGAAACUCCAGCAUACGCCGAGCCAGACAGCAAGCCUCUGCUCUCCACUCUCCUCGGAUCCUCAAUCCCAGCUUCUGCCUCGAGGUUUCCUGUGUGUAGGAGUCACACAGAGCCACUGCUUUUGAAAAUGCAACACUAAUCCUCCCACAAAACAGUAUGUGAAUAUGUGUGUGUAGUUGAGGGGGGGGGGUGGGUUGUAUAUAUUACAUUGUUAGGACCAAAUAUCUUCACGGUGUGAUGAAAACCUGUUAUUUUGACAUUGUGGGGACCGUUUUUUUUAUAAAAAUCUGUGACUGUAAUCACCAAAAAUGCCAAAAGUCUUGUAUUUAGUUUGGUUAGUUAUGGUUAAGGUUAGGGCUGGGUAGGGGUUAAGGGUUUUACCCAUAGAGAUUAAUGGACGGUGCCCACAAAGAUACAGAUGCUUAAUCUGUUUGUGUGUGGGUGACUAUUUGGACAUUUUGCGCAGUCCAUAAAAUUAAACUGCUAACAGAAGGUUUUCUCAGUGCCGGCAGCAGGUGACUUCCCAGCACAAUUAAGAAUCUCCUGAAGGAUAAGCUGUUGGUCCUUGCAAACCCUGUUUUCACCCAUAUUACAUCAUUUCCUGUAUAGUAACUAUGACAAACUGAAGGCUGUAUUCCAUCUGUGUUGCAAAGGAUGCUUGUGACUGCGUUCAUACGCUUCUUAAAUAUUACAGUAGCAUGUAAUAAUGUGAAAAGAGAGGGACUGUGGUCCACAACACCAAACCCUAACACA